AAAACUACUCAGACUUAAUGGUGGCAAAUCUGUUCAAGCUGCACUCUCGAGAGUGGGACACAGAAAAGAUCGAGAGUUUAUUCUCAUCGCUGGUCCCAAAAAUACUAAGCAUCAAGCCCAAUAAACAAGGUGCACCAGACAGAAGAAUCUGGUUAAAAAACAUUGCAGGAGUCUACUCAACAAAAACAGGCUACUAUUCAGCUCUGGAGGAUAGGGAGAAUCAAGAAUCAAUUCCGCAGCAGCAACAAUUUAAUUGGAUAAGAGACGUCUGGACAUUACCAACAGCAGAGAAAAUAAAAGUGUUCAUCUGGAAAGCUUCCCUAGGUGCACUACCAGUCAAUGCUAACCUAGCAAACAGACAGAUCAUUCCACAACCAGAUUGUGCUAUCUGUGGGGAAAGUGAAUCAAUCCUACACCUAUGCUUCCUUUGCCCUUUCGCUCAAAGAGUAUGGGAUCAUGUACCUUUUGCUUCAUCGUUUAGAGCAGCGGCGCACGAUAGCUUUGGAGCAGGAUGGAGAGCCCUACAGGAUAAUAUUUGUCUCCCUCCGGUGGGCCUCGGACAGAGAAUCCUUGUUCCCUGGGUAAUCUGGAACCUAUGGACAGCAAGGAAUUACCACAGAGGCUUUUCUGAACAAGAAACGGUAACAAAGGCAAUCGGUGAUGCCCGUGAAUGGGUCAAUGCUCAAAGCAUCAUACCCCCCUCCCACCCAAGAGAACAAAGCGCGAAUGUACCUGCAGUAGAAGACUGUGUCUGCCGAUCGGAUGCCGCCUGGAAAUCAGAAAUACUAGCAGCAGGAGUAGCUUGGAUUCAUUCGCGAAAUUGUGAUGGAUGGAGUCAAGCCCACUCGACAAUCUUCGAGCAUGUGAAAUCACCCCUCGUAGCGGAGGGGCUAGCCCUGCGAGCAGCCAUGGAGCACGCUUUGUCGCUGAACAUCAAAUGCAUCUCCUUUGAAUCGGACUCCAAGAACCUAAUUUCAGCAAUUGAAGAAGGAUCAUGCUUUUCCAACCUCCACGGAAUCAUCGCAGAUAUCGUCACUCUCUCGACUUUGUUCGAAAGAGUCUCUUUUCGAUUUGUUAAUCGCAUUUCGCUAACCGUAGUUGAUGGUUUAGCCAAACAAUGGAAUGUGGAGAAAAUCGAAUUAGUCUUACCUGCUCAUCGUAAUGACAUACUGGCUGUGAAUCCAAGUCUUCUAGGUAAUAAAGAUAGCCUCCUCUGGUUGGGACAUUCCUCAGGGUCUUAUUCAACAAAAUCUGGGCUAAGUUGGGGCACCCUCUCAGCCUGGAUUUGCCGGGGACUUUGGAUUGCUAGAAACCAAAAAAUCUUCAAUUCCAGAUCGUUCUCGACUCAAGAAACAUGGACUAAAGCGAUCCAAGAUGCAAGAGAAUGGAGUUUGGCACAAGAACCCUGCUCCCAAAAGUCCCCCGUGGCAAAAGUUCCCUCUGGGCACGAUCGUGUGGAAGAUCCCGAUCUAAUACCCUGUUACUCAGAUGCGGCAUGGCAGGCGAAUUCCAAAUAUGCAGGAUUCGGAUGGACAUUUCGCUGGCCAUCGGAAAGUAUCAUAAAUGGAUUUGGAUCCAAAAUGCAUGGAAGCCCUCCUGGAUGCAAUCAAAAGACAGAUCACAUCAUUAUAUCCCCCGUGCGGAAAGUAUUGUGGCUGAUUCUA
Thlaspi arvense is the source of this 1664-nucleotide messenger RNA. The record is from the annotation of a GenBank genome assembly. Lineage: Eukaryota; Viridiplantae; Streptophyta; Magnoliopsida; Brassicales; Brassicaceae.